This is a messenger RNA of Oreochromis niloticus (Nile tilapia), 1619 nucleotides long. RefSeq names its product acidic mammalian chitinase. Gene Ontology annotation, biological process: carbohydrate metabolic process. Bases 72 to 1427 code for a protein of 451 amino acids. Lineage: Eukaryota; Metazoa; Chordata; Actinopteri; Cichliformes; Cichlidae. Gene Ontology annotation, cellular component: extracellular region. The record is from RefSeq and is a predicted model, not a curated record. The transcript has 11 exons. Gene Ontology annotation, molecular function: hydrolase activity, hydrolyzing O-glycosyl compounds; chitin binding.
AUGACACUGAUUUAUAAUUACUCAGAAGCUCAGUUCUACAGAAGGACACGAGGAAGUCUCCAGACAGCAACAUGGCAAAACUUCUUAUAGCUCUAGGAAUUCUAUGCAUUCUACACAUUGGUUCAGCCAAUAAGCUGGUGUGCCAUAUGACCAACUGGGCCCAGUACAGACGAAAUACUGGGAAAUUCACACCAGAUAACAUUGAUCCCUUUCUGUGCACCCAUGUCAUUUAUGCAAGGGCCAGCAUUAACAGCUUCAACCAGAUCAGUCCCACUGAGUGGAAUGAUGAGGAGCUGUACACCAGCCUCAACAGCCUCAAAAAUAUCAACCCUGCACUGAAGAGUCUGCUGUCUAUUGGAGGAACAGUCUAUGGAGUGAGCCCAUUCAUUCCUAUGGUUGCCAGUUCUGAGAAUCGUGCUCUCUUUAUCAAGUCUGCCAUCAAUUUCCUGCACGCCCAUAACUUUGACGGGUUAAACUUGGACUGGGAAUAUCCUGGACACAAUGGUAGCCCACAAGGGGACAAGGAGAAGUUCACUCUAUUGAUCACGGAGCUUGUAAAAGCAUUCGAGGCUGAUGCCAAAGAAAACAAGAGAACUCAGCUGCUGCUAUCGGCCAAUGUUGCUGCAAUUCGUCAGACUGUUGAUAGAGCAUAUGAGGUCGCCAAGAUUGCACCACACUUUGACUUUAUCAACAUCAUGACCUAUGACUACCAUGGUCACUGGGAUCCAGUAACUGGACACAACAGCCCACUGUAUGCGAACUCUGUGGACUCACAAAUUCAUUGCAAUAUAAACUUCUCUGUAGCCUACUGGUUAUCUCUGGGAGCACCACCUGAAAAGCUGCUGCUAGGCUUCCCUACUUAUGGAAGAACGUACCUUCUUAGCACUGGGGCAAAUGGCCUGGGAGCACCAGCCAAUGGCCCUGCAGAUGCUGGACCCUACACUCGCACUGAAGGUUUAUGGGCCUUCUAUGAGAUCUGUGAUUUCAUUAAUACUGCUACUGUUGGAUGGAUCUCUGAGCAAGAGGUUCCCUAUGCCACCUAUGGCAAUUUCUGGUUGGGCUAUGAUGACCAGCGCAGCUAUUCUUCCAAGGUCCAGUGGAUGACUGCCCAGCAUUUAGGAGGUGCUCAUGUGUGGACUCUUGAUAUGGAUGAUUUCACUGGAUCUUUCUGCUCAGCUGGAGCUUAUCCUCUUAUCAACCACCUUAAGAUGUCAAUGGGUAUUGGCCCAAAACCUACCAAGACUCCACCCCCUACCACAACUAGAGACCCUCCUGGUGACUUCUGCCAUGGCCGUCCUGAUGGGCUGUAUGAGAACCCAGCUGAAAAAAACACCUAUUUCCAGUGCUUCCAGGGAAACACCUACCUUCACCACUGCCAGUCUGGACUCAUCUACUGGGACUCCUGCAAGUGCUGUAACUGGCCCUAAGUCACAGAAGCAUGAACUAAAGAACACAAGUUCAUGAAUAUAGAACAUAGUCAGUUUUGUUUCAGUAAAAUCUUGUCACAACUUACACUGAUAAACAAUAUUGUCCUAAGUUACAACAGAAACAAAAAGUAAAAUAUUACUCUUUGCAUUUGACGCACUGCUUUCUGAACAAAACAAACAAACAAAAAAACA